Phytophthora infestans T30-4 is the source of this 938-nucleotide messenger RNA. RefSeq names its product thioredoxin H-type. NCBI's taxonomy places the organism in Eukaryota, Oomycota, Peronosporomycetes, Peronosporales, Peronosporaceae. The coding region runs from base 82 to 897 and encodes 271 amino acids. The transcript is spliced from 5 exons. The record is from RefSeq and is a predicted model, not a curated record.
ACACCAGAAGCUUUAACCAUGACGACGAUAUGCAUCGGAGGGUUCUGCAUCCCAGUGUAUGCGCUGCUGCCGUUUGCACUCAUGAUGCUGCAGGGAUUCUGGAACUGGUUCCGCAAAAAUGUCCUCGGCCAAGAAAAUGAAACGAUCCCCGAGAAUAGCCGUGUGAUCCACGUGACGUCGGAGCAACAGUUCCAGGAGCUCAUUGGCAAGGGCAAGUCGACCAAGCGCUCGGUGGUCGUGGACUUCUCGGCCACGUGGUGCGGUCCGUGUCGCCACAUUAGCCCCGUAUACCACGAACUCAGCGCCAAAUAUCCAUGCACAAUCUUCCUCAAAGUGGACGUGGAUGAACUAAAACCCGUGUCCAGAGGCUGCGGCGUGACGGCCAUGCCCACGUUCCAAUUCUUCCGUAGCGGCGUCAAGUGCGACGAGAUGCGUGGAGCGGACAGGAACGGACUGGAGACACUUAUCCAGAAACAUUACGUGGAAGUGGAGUUGCCGGAGAACGAAAAGUCGAUUGUUGCCUCUGAAGAGAAGACUUCGGAUGAAGGUCUACGUCAACGUAAGCCACAGGUGACAAAUGUGACGUCGGAGGAACAAUGGGAGAAUUUGAUGCAGCAAAAUCAAGAGUCAAACAAGGCGUUGGUGGUGGACUUCUGGGCCACGUGGUGCAAGCCGUGUGUGGAGAUCGCCCCGUUCUUCGAGGAGUUGAGUGCUCGCUUCCCCUCUGCUGUGUUCGCACGUGUAGAUGUGGACGAGCUCGAGAGUGUGGCCGAGGAUUUCAAUGUGUCGUCGUUGCCUAGUUUCAAGGUGUUCAAGGGCGGCAAGGUAGUCGACGAACUCAGCGGAGCCAUCAGGAGUGCUCUGGAAAGCAUGAUUGCCAAGCACGCCAAGAACUAAGCAAACAAUGAAGAGCGUUUGACGCACAACCGAGAGCGAGA